AUGGGGGCUAGGAGGCAGUCUUCCGCUCAAACUCGGGUCCCCGUGGUUUCUUGCGAGUCCGUACUCUCGCGCUUCUUGAACGCGUGUGUGCCGUCGGUCAUGCCUGGUCUCGAAAACGAGCCGCUGUGCUCGCAGUCCGCGAUCCCUGCGUGCUUCCGAGAGGGGUACUUCGCUCCAGACCGGCACAGCUUCGGUGCGUCGGCGAACGGCGACGCAGCACUGUCACGAGGCAAGACCGGGGCAGAGGAGGAAAGCGAGGGGAUCCUCGCCUUCAUUCCCGCUCUCUCUCUGUCUUCGGUCUCUUCUUUCCUCAACUUUUUGGGAGUCGAUACGCAACCGGACACCCCGUUCUGGGCAGUCGCAGGCCUGCUCUGGAUGCUCUACUCCGUCCUAGACAAUGUCGACGGGAAACAGGCUCGUCGCCUGCGGCAGUGCACGGCAGGCGGCGACUUCUUGGACCACUCGAGCGACAGCAUCGUGACGUCGCUGAGUGGGCUGGUGGUCAUGUGGGCGCUUCUUCAGCCUGCGUCCGCUCGUCGUCCUUCGUCGUCUCGUCUUUUGUCUGUUUCCCCCGCGCCCUUUGCGGCCGAGGCCUACCCAAGUCACACGAUCUCGCUUGGGUCCCUCGACUGCUUGGCGUUCAUUUUGAUUACGCAACUUCCUUUCUUCAUCGCCACCUGGGCUCACCCGAUCGUGGGCAGAACGAUUCUCUCUUCUUCACUGGAAGGCUGCCAUUGGUUUUCUGUCGAUGAAGUAAACUUCCUCGUCAUUCCUUCGCUGCUCUUUGUGCGCGCCCUGGUCCCCACGUUUUGGUCGACGGCACUCGUGUCGCUGCUACCCCACUUCCCCGCGUUCGUACACCCCGUCGUCACCUUUCUCUCCGCCGCCAUCGGCAUUGUCUUCCAACUCGACUCCGAAGAAGUUACUCUGGGCGUUCUCCUCAUCUUCGCCAGCUGCAUGCUGUCUCUCGUCGCAUCGACCAGGCUCCUCGUGCAACUCGUCAAGUAUGAUCACCUGCCGCGCCUCUUGCCAGGCGUCGUUCUCUUCGCCGGGUCGCUCGCCUUCAAGCCCCCCGUUUUGCUUCAGCUGGGCGUAUUCUCUCUUCUCUGCCUGGAGCUGAUCGCCGCCCGACUUAAGCUGCAUGUGCGGACGCAGUUGUACAUGUGGUGGCCGGUGGCGCUCUACUACUUCUUCCUCUUCACGCUCCACGGCCGGGAUUCGGGAGCUCCAGCGGGCCUUCCUGAAGCCUUCGCGUCUGUCCUCGGCAAGAAUUACACGUACCACAGUGCGGCGUUCAUGACCUUUGUGUUGCUGGGCAUCUGCUUACUGUCUUACAAGCACAUCAUCAACCGGAGGAACGGAACCUCUCAGGCUUCGCGGAAGACGGACUAG
Neospora caninum is the source of this 1392-nucleotide messenger RNA. RefSeq names its product putative CDP-alcohol phosphatidyltransferase domain-containing protein. Gene Ontology annotation, biological process: phospholipid biosynthetic process. Gene Ontology annotation, molecular function: phosphotransferase activity, for other substituted phosphate groups. NCBI's taxonomy places the organism in Eukaryota, Apicomplexa, Conoidasida, Eucoccidiorida, Sarcocystidae. The transcript has 8 exons. Bases 1 to 1392 code for a protein of 463 amino acids. Gene Ontology annotation, cellular component: membrane. The record is from RefSeq and is a predicted model, not a curated record.